UAGAAGCCCUCAAGUUGUGAUCGGAAAACUCGUAAAAGCCCUAAUCUGAUCGGAAAAAUUCCACUUGUCCCAAUCGAAUUGGAGGUUAUAUGCAGAACAGCAGGCGGCAAGCCCGGUUCAGUCGUCGCCGGCGAGUUCGGUUCAGAUUAGGGAGAGGUGUGUUUGGCGAUUGGGCCCGACAUUGAAGGCCCACCACCAACCAUGGUGGUUCUAUGACGAGGGCAAGAAAGAAUGCAAGGUAAGGAUGAUGAUCCGCAGAAAUCCCGAAAAUGGCUGGAAGACAUGUCGAAUGGUUUAAGCCAUGAGCUGGAAGCCCCAACUCUAGGCGGCAUUCAGAUUGAGGAUGCGCAGAAAGGUCUCAUCCGCUGUAGAUUUCUCAUCCCAAAACACCUCUCGGACAAAGACGGAAAUUGGCAUGCUGGAGCAAUAGCAGUCUUAAUAGACGACGUCGCCGCGGCCACCAUAUGCUCCGUUUUUGGACUCAUCAAAGUGUCUGUCAGUUUCAACAUCUCGUACUUUUCAACAGCCAAGAUUCAGGAAGAAGUGGAGAUAGAGGGGGAGGUUGUUGGCCAUAAGAAUGAGCUCACGUUGGUCAUGGUGAGAAUUAGAAAGAAAGACAGCGGAGAGAUGGUUGCUUUUGCUAAGCAAUGGAUGUCUUCAACUCACGGGUCUAGCAAGCUCUAACAUCGCAAUUCAAGCGAUGCGAUAUUUCUUACAACAAAGGGACCGAACUCUCUGUGCUUGUUGAUAGUAGGCAUAGCUUUCAACUCCACUUUAAAUAGUUCAAGGCAUCGGUCAUGCCAAAAAUUAUGUUAAGAAAAUUGCUUCGUUGCAGUAUCUUCACUCUGCUCACCGAGUUUACGUGUUUGAGUAACUAGUAAAGUCGGUUAAAAAAAUUAAAA
Messenger RNA from Rhododendron vialii, 902 nucleotides. RefSeq lists its product as uncharacterized. The record is from RefSeq and is a predicted model, not a curated record. The transcript is spliced from 4 exons. Gene Ontology annotation, molecular function: fatty acyl-CoA hydrolase activity. Lineage: Eukaryota; Viridiplantae; Streptophyta; Magnoliopsida; Ericales; Ericaceae. Bases 232 to 684 code for a protein of 150 amino acids.